Coffea arabica (coffee) is the source of this 549-nucleotide messenger RNA. Its product is annotated as ankyrin repeat-containing protein BDA1-like. Gene Ontology annotation, molecular function: protein binding. The record is from RefSeq and is a predicted model, not a curated record. NCBI's taxonomy places the organism in Eukaryota, Viridiplantae, Streptophyta, Magnoliopsida, Gentianales, Rubiaceae.
AUGGAGCGGAAAUUGACCGAGGCUGCACAAUCAGGAGACAUAAACAUCUUGUAUGAAUUACUUCGGCUGGAUCCAGCUCUCUUGGAUAAAUUUGAUAAGCCAUCAUUCAUGGAUACACCUUUACACACAGCAGCAGCUGUCGGCUCUACAGCCUCUACCCACUUCGCCCUUGAAGUCCUAAGCUUAAAGCCCUCAUUCGGCGUGAAGCUCAACCCCGAUGGCUAUACUCCACUGGACUUGGCGCUACAGAACCGAAGAUUCCAAACAAUUAAACGGCUCAUACAGCAAGAUCCUGAGCUCAUUCGUGGCAAAGGAAGAGAGAGUGACAUGCCAAAAUCCAUUCAAGAUUUGACAAUUCGAGGAGAAACGGCUGUUCAUAUUGCUGUGAGAAAUAUGAAUGUCAGAGCUUUACAGGUGCUGUUAGGUUGGCUUCAGAGGACAAACAAUGAACAGAUUUUGAACAGGAAAGACGAUAAUGGAGAUACAGUCUUGCAUGUUGCGGCCUCUAAAAACCAACUGGAGAUCAAAACUCCAUCUUUUUUCGGAUGA